GUGUUUCUUCACCAACCUAACUCCAUUACCUGAGUUUUUUUAGCCGAAUUGCACCUCUGUUGUGCCUGGAACAACAGUAGGUGCAUAUAUUUUAUUGUUGUGGUUAUCCAAAUUAUUAUUAAAAGAUGGAGAUAAUUGACUAUACGCGUGUUUUUCUGGCUUUAAGUGCGUAAUGUAAUUGUACGGUGUGUCCCCAUUAUUCAGUGGUUUGCAUUCAGUUUACGAUAGCUUUGAAGGCUUCAUAACCUUAAAAACGUCGAAAAUGUCGAUGUGCUGGUUGUAAAGUUACACCUGGUGUUAUGCUACUGUAAUUUGUCGAUAUUUAUGCUCAGCAAUGUUUAAUUCCGUACUACACAUGUAGCAACGGCAGUUUACACCUUUUUUCUGAAAACCUGCUGUUCGCUUCGACUUGUUUAUUGCAAGCAUUUUUCAGUGAGUUGAUAUUUCCUGAAAGACGGCGGUUAAGUAUUUUCAUGUAAACAUAAUGGAUAACACCGGCGAGAAGUAUGUGCCCGAAAUAAAUGUGCAAUCUGUAAUGGAAAGCUCAACGACGAUACAAGGAAUCCAGAGCAUGCCUGCGGUACACAAUGUCUCACAAGCCGUUACCAAAACUAUCCAAUCUGCCCAGACUAUCAUCGGUCAAAUCGGAACACCUGCUGGACUUGUCGGAAAGUCCGUUUCGUUGGAAUUGAAUCCAAAAUUGUCACUGAUGAAACCAUUAAUCCCAUCCGGUAUGACAACAUCUGUUGAAACUAGCAAGAUCACCACGACGCUUUGUUCGGUGGGAUCGGCAGUUAAAAUUUUAUCCCCUGGGGUAUUAAAUACUCUGGAACGACAGGGCCAGGUACAAGUUUCGCAACAGUCUCAACAAAACCAGCAAGUCAGUAUUCCUUCUACGUACCACGUACCUCGUGGGCCAGCAGCCGUUGCUAACAUUUCUGCUCCGCGAUCGACAGUUGCCACUCCAAUCGUUAAAGCCAGUGGCGGUCAAUCUAUAUCCGCUUCAAGGCCGAACACCACUGUUUCUAAUCCACAAUGGCAGCAAUCUAAAACAGCGUCGGUCGUGUAUGCCCAACCGCAAAGACACCUAGUUUCACCGGUUAGUCGAAUAGCGACGAAAACUCCAAGUACAGUGUAUAGUGGCCAGCAACCCCGAUUAGUAAAUGCAACUCAGGGAAGAUCCAUCCAAGGAACCAUGGUUACCGGUAUUUCAGGUGCUCCUUCUAGGUUGAUCGCCCCAGUUCUCCAACCGAAUACUAGUGCAACGCGACUUCCAGUCGUACAAAGUAAAAUCCCCACCUGUCAAACAAUGACCGUUACCCAAACUAAUAUAUCUCAAACUGGAAGGCCAGCAGUGCAAACUUUACAGUCUAACCAAGCAAGUAGGCCUUUGAAUGCUACAAGUACUGCGAGUCGUAUGACUGUCCCUACUGUUAUGGCGGCUACUAAUAGAAUGGCAGCUGCACCAUCGGUUUCUGUACAGCCAACGACAGGGAGGCAGUUAACAUUGAAUUCAACGAAUGUUCCAGCUACUGGUAGUGUCAAUCGUAUUGUCAUUCCACCACAACAGAUACCACAAGGACAACAGCAACAACAACAAUCGACACCACGCGUUGUUCAGGCUGUCACGACUCUGUCGAAUCUGGGAACGAUAUCUCGUGUAAUCGCGACAACAGCCACGGUGUCACAUGCUGCAAGAGUAACUCAACCGACUCCUUCGUCGGUUGCAAGGAUAACUGGAAUGUCCUUGCAUCCUAUGCCACUUGUCCCGACAAGAACUGCUGCACCUCCUGUUAAAACAACUCAUGCGAGUUCUUUGACUCAGCCUGCUCAAUUGAAGUCUCCUACGCCGAUACAACAGUCCAGUUUCCGCGUGACGACGAGCAGCAACAGCAACGCCAUCACUUCUAAUUCCAAUAUCAUUCAGCAGGUCCAGGGUCCUUGUCUACAUCCGCCUCAGACAACGACUUACUACUCGUUCGAGACUUCGAAUUCCUUUGCUCAAUAUCGGCCAGGCUCGUCACAACCCGUCAGACUUCUUGUCGACUCCAACUACGAGGAGGCCCAUAAUAAACCAAACGCGUCCCCUAGGCCGAGCAUUCUGAGGAAGAGGGAUCACGACAGUUCACCGGCGAAAGGAGCUGUCAAGAAUUUGUUCCCUGUCCUCGCGUCCUUAUCAACGGCAGCGCCGACGUCUACUCCGCCCUUGUCCCCGAGGGGUGAUCAAGACGGUGGUGGCUGUCAUAGUUCUGGAUCGACGACUGUCUCGGCUACGUCUUCUCCAGGACUCGACGAUGAGCCUAAUCAGUCCAGGAUCGGUAGCAACUCGAUCGUUGAAAUGUCGCCACGGAAGAAACCUCGCAAACAACAGCUGAUAGGAGUGGAACUUAUGGAACCUAGGUGUACCGAGGAGGAGAUGCAAUUCAUAACGGAAGAGAAGAUCAAGUUGGAGAUCAAGGAAGAGCCAAUGGACAAGUUGACCAGCGACAAGAAACAGAAUUCGAAUGUCCAGUCCGUACGGCCCUCUUCCGUAGCCGUGAGAACAAGACCUGCGUUGAGUCUUCUGGGUACGUCGUGGAAGAAUAAAUGGGGUGGUCGUCUCCACCAUUAUCGACGACCAAGUGACGUCAGACCUCGAGAGGAGAGGAGGCCAACGGUAGCCGAGUUGGCUCAGCAGAAACACGUACUACAGAAACUCAAUGGCUGGAAGGUUUACCAUCUGACGACGCAGAUGGAAGACCUCGCCGAGCUGGAGAAACAGGUACACGAAAAGCUGAAGGCCACGCUGUCGAUGCUGGAGUCCCAACAAACUGCGAAAGGCCGGAUAGACGAUGGCUUGGAACAGGCGAACGAGCUGAUUAAGGGAAACAUGCAGCGUAGCAGUUUGAUAUGCGAGGGCAUGAACGAGGCGCGAGCACAGCUCGUCGCCAUUUUCCAGCAUAAAGGACACGUUACCGAAAUCCUACAGCGGUGCGGCAACAAACGGGCCCAAAAGAAACGUGACAAAUAAGCGAAGAACUUUAUUAGGAUUUUAUUAGAAGUAAGGCAGGCAAGCUAAAUGAUAUACCGACGUCAAGCGUAAUCGUCGAUAACAUGCCACGAACCUUGGAUUCGGGGUGGGAAUAAAACACGUUGUUUUUAUCUGUUUUAAAUAAGGAUCUUUCUGUAGAGAAGAAGAAUAAAUGGAAUUGAUAAGAGUG
This is a messenger RNA of Orussus abietinus, 3200 nucleotides long. It is a transcript of the gene Sap130, whose product is annotated as histone deacetylase complex subunit SAP130. Gene Ontology annotation, biological process: negative regulation of transcription by RNA polymerase II. NCBI's taxonomy places the organism in Eukaryota, Metazoa, Arthropoda, Insecta, Hymenoptera, Orussidae. The record is from RefSeq and is a predicted model, not a curated record. Gene Ontology annotation, cellular component: Sin3-type complex. Bases 485 to 3010 code for a protein of 841 amino acids. The transcript is spliced from 9 exons.